Cladophialophora yegresii CBS 114405 is the source of this 1446-nucleotide messenger RNA. RefSeq lists its product as uncharacterized. The transcript has 2 exons. NCBI's taxonomy places the organism in Eukaryota, Fungi, Ascomycota, Eurotiomycetes, Chaetothyriales, Herpotrichiellaceae. Bases 1 to 1446 code for a protein of 481 amino acids. The record is from RefSeq and is a predicted model, not a curated record. Gene Ontology annotation, molecular function: actin binding.
AUGCCUGCUCCUCCACCGCCGCCGCCGCCGCCGCCUCCCCCUCCUCCGGGUAUGGGUGGCCCUCCUCCACCACCACCUUUACCUGGGAACGCUCUUCCUGCGGCUCCUCCAAAGGCAGUUGCGAAAGGUCGGGACGCUCUACUGUCGGACAUUACAAAAGGCGCAAGGCUCAAGAAAGCCACCACAAAUGAUCGUUCCGCGCCUAUGGUGGGCAAAGGUUCGGGCGGAGGAGGAGGGCCUGUUGCAGGAGCACCACCGGUGCCUGGAGGGCUAAAAGCACCCAGUGGCCUCGCGCCGCCUGUUCCAGGUGGAGCGAAUCGAGCCCGAAGCCACAGCGACGCCGGACGAGACUCAACCGCCAGCCUCGACGGACCACCACAAUUGGCGGGAUUACUUGCUGGAGGCAUUCCCAAGUUGAGGAAGACCCGAGGAGGUGUUUCGACUGGAGCUGGCAUGGAUGGUGCUCAUUCAGACUCGGAAACAUCAACACCGGGUCCUCCCCGACCUCCUGUCGCAGCACCGCCUCGCCUACCAUCAAUGCCUGCUCCUCCCAUACCGGGUUUCAGGCCUCCUCUUCCAGGAUCAGUCGACUCCGCGCCAGCAGUCCCAAGCCCACUCGCCAACCUGAAAAAGCCUCCUCCCAAGCCACUGUCCAAGCCCUCAUCCGUGGCCAGCCUCGCGGCUGGAAAACCACCACCACCUCCGCCAGCCUCGCGCAAAGUAAGCGCUGCUGCUGCUCCGCCGUCGGCACCACCCCCUCCGCCUUCGUCAUUCAGUUCUGUCCCUCCGGCACCGCCGCCUCCUCCACCGCCGCCCUCCAUAAGUCCGGCUCCGCCAGCGCCGCCUCCACCCCCUCCCCCAGCAGCGAGCCCGUCAUUUGCACCACCACCACCCCCGCCUCCUCAAUCAUCUAGCCCGGCUCCUCCUGCUCCGCCUCCGCCACCACCGCCGGCAAGUUCAGCAUCCUCAUUAGCACCACCGCCGCCUCCUCCGCCAUCACUACCGCCAGCAGGACCACACUCGCGAUCAACACCACCUCCUCCACCUCCAGGCCUACCUCCGCCUCCUAGUCAUCCACCAACGACAAACGGAGCAGGGCCAUCAUUAGCACAGAGAGCUGCUGCAACGGCAUUUGGCAGACAACCAUCCUAUCAGCCUCCUGAUGCCCCACCGUCGCCCUCGUCUCCCAUAUCACCGCCCGCGUCUCGACGCGUUUCUCAGAUCCCAUCGCGUCCUGGACUGGACGCGAGCUCAUACACACUAACCAACGGAGGCCCUUUUGGACUCUCCAGCGGGUCAGGAGGUCCGAUCCGCAUCGAAGACAACAGAUGGAAGUUCCAGGAUGAGAGCCAAUUACCUCCGCCACGGCAGUUCACAGGCGUCCAGAAGAGAUACCGGGCAGGAAGGGGGAGUACUGUUCCCCUUGACCUUGCGAGUCUGGAAUGA